GAAAUGCAUCACGUGGAUAAGGAAGCGUUAUAAAGUGAUUAUCGAGGUAACAUUGAUACACAUGCAUUCCACACGUGAUUAUAAACGACAAGGAUGGACGUUUUUAUAAAAACUAACCGAAUUGCUAUCUCUGUUAUGUCUCUCAUCUUUGUCUAAGAAUAGGGACAAGAAAAUACAUCAUACUACUCAUCUAUGAAGCAUAUUACUCAAUUCUUGUGUUUAAUAAACAUGAAAUGGAAACUCCACCCCUUUUCCCUGUUCUAUUAAGGUAACCUAACCUUCAAGGAAAUACAAAUCACUUCACGUUUCUCUUUGUCCUUCAUUUUGUUUAUCUUCUAUCUCUUAUCGUAUUCCCUUUGGUCAAUCUUUUUCUCCUCCUAUCUCCUGUGGGGUAAACAACAACGUGCCUGAUAGACUAAAUCCAAAAUCCCAAGGAAAAGGCAUAAAAGGCAUGGGUUUGGCUGUUUCCUACAUCGAUAAAUUCAAGCUUUCUCUUUAGCGGGACAUUUAAUCCUUUCAAUUCAUCUUCUUUUUUUUUUUUUUCUUUUUUUCACUCCUUUCAUUUCCUUCUUUGUCAUCUCUUUUUUAUCUUUUUUAAUUUUAUUUUUUCCUUUUUCCUUUUUCUUUCUACGAAACUUUGAUCUCUAGUCCAUUUCGCUUUCUUUUGGUUUUUAUACAUUGACAGCUGUUUCGUUUACAAGGUCUUUCCGUGUCUUCCUUGUUUUUGUUUUCUUUCUUUUUAUUUUCGUGAAUUCUGUGAAAGCAAAGCUAAAUCAUAUGCUGAUUCCAGUUUCUUUCUUGCCUUUUUUCUAGAUAUACAAUCUCUUUUUGUGGAAGAAACUUAUUCUUGAUACCUUCUGUCUGGAUCGUCGGUUACGCACUUCUUUUAUUCCUUGCUUCAUGGAUUACAACGCUGCUGUCUCCAAUGGCUCGUCCAUAAAGAUGGCCUCCUCCGGGAGGUUGGACGAGGAAAUUCGUGCCUCAACUUCAUCCAAUUCUUCAAAAUCUACCAAGCAAGCCACCAAGGAAGCUGAUGUCGAUACUUACCCCGUAAAAGACGGUAAAGGUCAUAACUCAGCUCGUUCUUCUGCCGACAUCGAAAAAGGCGACAUCGUCGAAAGUGAGUUUGUAGAUGUCGAAGACGACUCUCCAUAUCCCGAAGUUCGUACUUCCGUCUCUCCAACCGAUGACCCUUCUAUGCCUUGUAAUACCAUCCGUAUGUGGACCAUUGGUUUUAUCUUUUCUACCGUUGGUGCUGCCGUUAAUAUGUUUUUCUCUCUUCGAAAUCCUCCCGUCACAAUCACCGUCUUGAUCGCUCAACUUAUCGCAUAUCCUUGCCUCAAGGGUUGGGAUUAUAUCUUCCCCGACCGUGUACUCCGCAUUGGUCGUCUUCGCUUCAAUCUCAAACCAGGCCCUUUUAACGUGAAAGAACAUACCCUUGUCGUCAUCAUGUCUUCCGUCUCCUUUGGAAGUGCUUAUUCGACAGACAUCAUCCUUUCUCAGCGCGCUUUUUACAAACAACGCUUUGGUUUCGGUUACGAAAUCUGCCUUACUCUCGCUACCCAGCUUAUUGGUUAUGGUCUUGCUGGGGUUUCCCGCAAACUUUUGGUUCGUCCUGCCAGUAUGAUUUGGCCCUCCAACCUUGUUAAUUGUACCCUUAUGAAAACUUUGCACGUGUCUAGCAAAAAAAAUAAUCCGAAAAGUGCGAACGGCUGGUCCAUUUCCACUUUUCGUUUCUUUCUCAUUGCUUUCGUCGGUUGCUUUAUUUGGACCUGGUUCCCAAAUUAUAUCUUUACGGCUCUUUCUCUCUUUGCUUGGGUCACUUGGAUCAAACCCAAAAGUCCCAUUGUUAAUCAGCUUUUCGGCGAGUCUACCGGCAUCUCCCUAAUUCCGAUUACCUUUGACUGGAACUCAAUCAGUGGUUAUUUGUCGUCUCCUCUAAUGUUUCCUUCUGAUGCCAUCUUCAAUACAUUACUUAGUACCAUCAUUUUCUUCUGGAUCGUCACUAGUGCUAUACAUUAUAGCAACAUUUGGUAUGGAAAAUAUGUUCCCAUCUGCAGUAACACAAUUUUGGAUCAUUUUGGAAAUACCUAUAAUGUCAGUCGCAUUCUCACUCCAGAUUUCAGAUUGGACCUUAAGGCUUUUCAAAAUUAUUCUCCUCUUUUUAUGCCUACUGCAUCUUCCGUAUCAUUUGGUCUUUCCUUUGCUUCCAUGACUGCCGUUCUGGUCCAUGUCAUUCUCUAUUAUGGCAAGGACAUCUGGGCCCGCAUUCGCAAUCCUCCAAAACCCGAUGUUCAUGAGCGCCUUAUGAAACAAUACAAAGAAGUCCCUAAUUGGUGGUAUCUUACCAUCUUUAUUGUAUUCUUUGGUAUGAUGAUGGGCGUUUGUUAUGGAUGGCCCACCGAAACUCCUGCUUGGGUCGUCAUUGUGGGAUUGAUUUUUGCCAUUGUAUGGUUCGUACCUAUCGGUGUUAUUUAUGCGAUUACCAAUGUCGAGCUUGGUAUGAAUGUUUUUACCGAGUUUAUCGUUGGUUACAUGUAUCCCGGACAUCCUUUGGCUAUGAUGAUAUUCAAGACGGUUGGAUAUAUCACUCAAGCACAGGCGCUGACUUUUGUCAGUGAUCUGAAGCUGGGUCACUAUAUGAAGAUCCCUCCAAGGAUGAUGUUUUGGGCUCAAACCCUCUCAACCAUCUGGUCUUGCUUUGUUCAAAUUGGUGUUUUAGAUUGGGCUCUCGGCAAUAUUAAAGGCGUAUGUAAUCCUGAUCAACCUGAUGGAUACAGCUGCCCUGGCGCUAAAACCUUUUUUAAUUCCUCCGUAAUCUGGGGUGUUAUUGGUCCCAAUCGCAUGUUCUCAGGCAAGGCUCCUUACACCGGAUUGCAAUACUUUUGGCUCGCUGGCGCACUUGCAACUGUUUUGUUUUGGAUUUUAUGGAAAAAAUGGCCCCAAAAGUGGUGGGGUAAACUCAAUGCUCCUAUUAUUUUUGGUGGUACGGGUAUGUUGCCUCCUGCGACCCCUACCAAUUACCUAGUAUGGUGUGGAAUCGGCAUUUUUUUUAACUACUUUAUCAAGAAAAGAUUCUAUUAUUGGUGGGCAAAGUACAACUUCAACUUGUCCGCUGCCCUUGAUACGGGUAUGGAACUGGCCCUCAUCGUCAUCUUUUUCUGCCUACAACUUCCUAAUGUAAGCUUUCCAAAUUGGUGGGGCAAUGUUGGUGCCUUUAAUACAAUGGAUGCUUCUGGCACUGCUGUAUUAAAGACGGUCAACGAAACUGCUGGUGAAUUCUUUGGACCUACAAGUUGGUGAUAAUUGAUAUCAUUUUGAUUUCUCUUCUGUUUGUAAAUGGUCACUUGUCUAUUGAAAAUUGCUAAAUCUUACUCCUAAUUUGUCUGUGGCCAUUUUUCACUCUUAAUCUCUGAUCAUAGUUUUGUACAUCUAUUUGCUUUGUGUUUAGAUAUAUAUAUAUAUGUUUGUAUAUGAUUGAUUCUAACGUUUUAUUUAUAACAUGU
Schizosaccharomyces cryophilus OY26 is the source of this 3506-nucleotide messenger RNA. RefSeq names its product OPT oligopeptide transporter Isp4. The coding region runs from base 901 to 3303 and encodes 800 amino acids. Gene Ontology annotation, biological process: transmembrane transport. The record is from RefSeq and is a predicted model, not a curated record. Gene Ontology annotation, molecular function: oligopeptide transmembrane transporter activity. NCBI's taxonomy places the organism in Eukaryota, Fungi, Ascomycota, Schizosaccharomycetes, Schizosaccharomycetales, Schizosaccharomycetaceae. The transcript has a single exon.